Molecule: messenger RNA, 900 nt
Organism: Microsporum canis CBS 113480
Lineage: Eukaryota; Fungi; Ascomycota; Eurotiomycetes; Onygenales; Arthrodermataceae
Product: cleavage stimulation factor 64 kDa subunit
Exons: 3
Coding region: 1-900 (299 amino acids)
Biological process (GO): mRNA 3'-end processing
Cellular component (GO): mRNA cleavage and polyadenylation specificity factor complex
Molecular function (GO): mRNA binding
Source: RefSeq, a predicted model, not a curated record
AUGGCUCCAGAAAGGUCGGGGAAGAGUGUUUUCCUUGGGAAUAUCCCAUACAAUCUCACAGAGGAACAGGUGAAGGAUAUACUUAGCUCUGCGGGAACAGUAACGAAGUUCAGGCUCAUGAUCAACCCUGAAACGGGAAAACCAAAGGGUUAUGGCUUUGCAGAUUUCGCCGAUGCAGAUGCUGCGGCCUCCGCCAUCCGAAACUUGAAUGAUUAUGAAGUUAUGGGACGCAAGAUCCGAGUCGACUGGCCUCACAAUAAUGAGAAGGAUUCUGUGCCCCCGGAUUACUCCCAGCAAUCACAGCCAGGGAUGUCGAGCAGUGCCGGACAGGAGACACAGAACUCGCAAGCCCCUCUUCUACCAGCCCUACCCCCGGGAGCCGAUCUUCCUCCAAACUUGACAUGUCCCAAUGCCAUAUCACAGACCUUAUCUUCGCUACCCGCUCCUCAGCUCCUCGACGUCCUCUCUCAAAUGAAAUCUCUCGUCAUGGCCGAUCCCGCUCGAGCCACGGAGUUAUUGAGACAAGCUCCACAGCUAGCAUAUGCCAUAUUUCAGGCACUGCUUCUCAUGAAUCUUGUUGACUACAACACGCUAGGCUCAGUUGUAGACCAAGCAUCCCAAGCGCAGGCGGCUCAACAAGCACCUCCUCCAAUGCAGCAAAAGUAUCAGCCAUAUCCUCCCGCUCCGGGCCAGGUAGCAACUCCUCCCCUACACGGCACCCCAUUCGCACCCCCGCCACAAGUUGCGCCGCAGCAGGCACCUCCACCAGUAGCACAGGUUCCUGGUCAAGAGGAGCUAUUACAGCAAGUUCUUAGCAUGCCACAGGCGACAAUCGACGCUCUGCCCCCAACGGAACGGAAUCAAAUCAUGGAACUGGAAUACUGGAACUGCAUAGGAUGA